UGCUGAGCUGGUCAUCAUCAACUGUCUAUACAAACCCAAAGUAUUGAAUGUCUCCACUUGUUUACAAUAUACCAAUAAGGGUCUAAGGUUUACUGAAGCCGUAGUUUGUUUUGUUGGGAAAACCAGUUUAAUUAACUCCACUGUGGGAAGACCUGGGAGUGAAAAAUAACUGCUUUACAAUAUAAAUCCAGUGUGGUAUGAGAGAGGUAGAAACCACAGGUUGGCUUUGUGGUAUUCACAUUUUUGUUGUCAAACACAGGAUGGAGACAGUAGUUUACCUGCAAGGCAUAUAGGCUGCAGUUUCAAUGCCAGUGUGAUUCUUAAUUCUCUGAGGUCAUUUCAGUGUUUGAAGUCAAUCAUAAUUGCCAUAGCAUGAUCGAUAUGGGGUUACUCAAGAAAACACUAACAGUAGAGGCAGGAGGCAAACUGCUUAUUCAUCCUAAUGAAAACUUGUGAGCUGGGAUGGGCUUUGCUGUCUUCAGAUGUGCCCAUAUUUGUCUCAGGAUGUUUUCUCUCUAAAGAUUGACACCUUAUUUCCAAUGCUCAGCAGUGAGCUGUUGUGUGGUGGAAGUGCGGAAGGAUCAAUUUAAUUAGCCUGUGGACUCUGUGAAAAUAUUCUGAGUGUAAUUUAUUCAUUACACCACAGUCAGAGAGAGAAGCCAGUACAGCAUUGACCAGUUUGGGGGAAAUCUUCCUCUCUAUGUGAUAGCAUGGGACGUAUCAAGAAAAGUAUCUCAGAUUUAGGAGACAGUUUUAGUUGGGGGUCUGCUGAUUCCAACUAUAGCCAGCCAUCAUCUGACCUCUCGCUGGAUGAGGAGAGGGAAGCUUUACGCAGGGAAAGUGAAAGGCAGGCGCUUGCUAAGCUAGAAAAAGCACGGUCCAAACCCGUAGCUUUUGCAGUUCGGACUAAUGUAUCCUAUGAUGGAUCCUUGGACGAUGAUUCCCCUGUACAUGGCUAUGCCAGAUCAUUUGAUGUCAAAGAUUUUUUACACAUAAAAGAGAAAUUCAACAAUGACUGGUGGAUAGGGCGGCUGGUGAAGGAGGGCUGUGAUAUCGGCUUCAUCCCCAGCCCUGCCAAACUGGAAUCUCUACGGCUACAGCAGUCCACAGGAAAAGGACAGAAGCUCUACCCUAGCAAAACAAGCUCCUCAACCAACAUAGACAACCUUCUCACCAAUUCCAAGUCUUCAAACUCUCGGGGAUCCACUCCUCCCACACCAGGUGUUGAAGUUGAGAAUGGGGACAGUAAUUUAGGUGAAGACAGUGACAGCCUGGGCAACUCCAAGGCCAGCAAGGCCAGCAUAACUCCUCCUGCCAAAGAGAAGAGGAAACCUUUCUUUAAGAAGUCUGAAAACAUCCCGCCAUAUGAAGUCGUGCCUUCCAUGCGCCCUGUUGUGUUUGUUGGUCCCUCCCUGAAGGGCUACGAGGUCACAGACAUGAUGCAAAAAGCACUCUUUGAUUUUCUUAAGCACAGAUUUGAAGGACGGAUUGUCAUUACCCGUGUCACUGCAGAUAUUUCUUUAGCCAAGAGGUCACUUCUCAACAACCCCAGCAAACGGGCAAUAAUUGAACGCUCAAAUAGUAGGUCUUCUUGUAUAGCUGAGGUACAGGCAGAAAUUGAGCGCAUCUUCGACCUAGCACGGCACUUACAGCUGGUCGUCUUGGACUGCGACACCAUCAACCACCCGUCACAACUUGCCAAGACCUCCCUCGCACCCAUCAUUGUCUAUCUAAGAAUCUCAUCACCAAAAGUGUUGCAGAGGUUGAUCAAAUCUCGCGGCAAGUCUCAGACCAGAAAUAUGACAGUCCAGUCCGUGGCAGCCGACAAGUUACUACAGUGUCCCCCAGAAAUGUUUGAUGUGAUUCUUGAAGAAAACCAGCUAGAAGAUGCUUGUGAACAUUUAGCAGAGUUUCUGGAAGCCUACUGGCGUGCUACUCAUCCCCCGGUUCCUGAGAGCACAUCUCCAAAGCGUUUCCCUGAGCUGACCAUGGCCUCCUCGGCGUCCCCAAACCUUAGCCGCCAUAACACUGUGCAGGAACAUCCUCGCCAAUUAGACAGGCACAGGAUGGACAGAAUGCACAGUGGUGGCGGUGGAAGUCACGCUUCUCCAGACCAACAAAACCGCCGAGGGCACGAUGUGAGGCACGACCAGCACUGGGACAGUGGAAUGAGAUCGCCAGACUAUGGGGACUAUGACCGCAAGCAGGAGUACAGUGCUAGAGAUUAUGAUAGGGAAAGGACACAUGGUGACUACCAUUCACGAGAUUAUGACUCGAGGACUUACGACCGAGGGUCGCGUGAUGACUUUGAUCAUGACCUCGAUGCAAGAACCUUUGAUGAUUUUGAGGGGAUGCAUGGACAUCAUAUAGAGCGGGAGCAUCGUGAAGGCGGCUAUGGAAGCCCAGAUAGACAAUAUCGAUCUCCUAGCAAACGGCACCCACCGGUGAAACAAGGCAGUAUUGCAAUCUAAUUGGAUGACUUUCUAUGGAGAUUGGAUUACAUAAUACACCAUUUUUAUUUCCUUACAUUGAUGUCACCUUGCUCUCCUGGAACCCAGUGGUUUUUUACUCCAGUUGAAAAGAGAAAGAGAGGGAGAGAGAAAGAGAUAGAGGGGGGGGUGGACAGUAGGGAGAGGUUCCAGAGUCGGGGCUCACUGUACGGAACAGUUCUUGUUUUGGUCCCUUAACCAAGUGACUCUAUGGAAUACCGGUACAACUUAAUACACCAUGAACAUAAUACACCACACCAUGGCAUGGGUGUCAAGGACAUUCAGUGGAGCUCCAGAGUUCACGUGGAACACUUGGCACAGAUGCAGGGCAACAGUUGCCCAUGGGUGCAGAGGUUUGCUUUAAGUUUCAGAAUGCAUUCAGCACCAGGUAUUGCAAACACAUAUAUUCUAAUGAUCUGUUGGCCAUCUAACACCUCCCUGUACACAGAGGUGUGGAUGGUGUUUCUUCUGGCAGAACUGUUGGACAUGAUGAAAGGGGAUGAGUGGGUAUUGAGAAAAUAUUGUAUCACAUCCCUGGAAAUAACAGUGAAAAAAUGUAAGACAAGGGAGAUGGAGAUUUGAAUCUUCAAUGUGGGCAGGACUUCAGCCCAGAUGUUUUGAAAUGAUGUCAGAACAUGAGACAAAAACAAAGGAUCGAUUUCUACUCAGUUGUUCUUUGUGUGGACCUUUUUCAUUGGAUAGUAAGGAUAUUUUGAACAAAAUACCUGCAGUCAUUUUGUAUGCUUUGUUAAGAUGUAUUGGGGUACAGGAUCUUGGGAUGUUCAAUUUUUAAAAUGCUAUUUUGCCUCCUGUAAAAUUUGUUGCCAUUCCUUGUUCUAGUUGACCUCCAUUGUUUCAUUUUAGCCACGAUCAAAGUGAAUGCUGCCUAUGCAUUUAAAGUGUGGUUUAACAAACACUGCAGAAUUUACCCUUUGUUUCGUGUUUCUUAUAACUAGGUUCUGUAAACAAUAUAGGAUCAGUGCAAUAUACAUACAAAUAUAGAUAUACGUAUGUAUAAAUAUAAAUAUAUAUAUAUAUAUAUACACACACAAACACUCAUGUAAUCAUAAUGCAGGUUAGCUUGGAGAAAAUUGCUUCUCUGUAAUUUCUGUUGUUGUUGUCAUCAGAAUGCUAUUUAUAUUAUUCUGUAUGAGGCAUGUUAGUCUCCAUCAUGAGGUAUGACACCAAACCAUCAGGUGUUUUCCUUGUCGCUGUUCCAAGAUAUAGCAUGUAAAAUGAUAAACUGUUUCCACAUAGAUGAUGUGGAAACUGGUGGAUAGUAGACAUAUAAUUUACACAGGUAUCAGUCACAAGCAAGAAGGAUAGGUAGGAACAGCAGCAUGUAUAGGCAGUAAAUAGGCACAAUUUCUAUCGCCUAGUACCAUUUGAAUUGACUACAUGGCCAGCGAGAAAUAGGUACAGGACUACGUGAAUUGACUAUUAGGUCAUUGGGAGAUAGGUUCAAGAGUAUGUGAAAUGACUACCAGGUCGGCGGGAAAUAGAUACAGGACUAUACGAAUUGUCUACCAGGAUAAGGGGAGAAAUGUGGCUAGCUUUUAAGGCAAACUGAUAUGAAUGGACCUGAGAUCUUUUAUUAAAAAAGGUCAUGGCAUUAAUAUGAAAAGCAUUUGACAAAAACAACUAUAGAUAGUAGCAAAAAAAUCUGCAAUGAGUUUGUAUGGAUUUACUGUUUAAAAUGAUUUGGGUACAUUAUGGACAGAGUAAUCUGUAGUUGUAUUACAAUGACAACAAACUGUAAUAGACUAUAACUAACCAUGCUUUCAGCUUACAAUCAGCAUGCUUUGAGUUCUGUUUGUGACUUGUUAUCUCCUGUCUAAUGACGAUAUAUCAGAUAUCUUAAGCAACUCAGCUCCUGACUAAAAAGAAUAUAUUAGUUGUCUAAGUAACUUAUCUUCCAUCAAAUAAGAAUAUAUCAGUUUUCGUAGCAACUCAGCUCCUGACUAAAAAGAAUAUAUCUAUCAUCUUAGCAACAUUCUAUUUCUGUCUAAAGAGAAAAUAUCAGUUGUCUUAAACUUAUCUUCCAUCUAAUAAGAAUAUAUCAGUUUUCAUAGCAACUUAGCUCCAGAUUAAUAAGAAUAUAUCUGUUGUCUUAGCAACAUGUCUUUUGUCUAAAGAGGAAAUAUCAGUUGUUUUAGCAACUUAACUUCUGUCUAAUAAGAAUAUCAGUUGUCUUAUUGUCAUUGCAUGAAGAAGUCAACAAUAUUUGGUGCUUGUCUGUAGUGAUGUUGACAGUAUGAUAUACAACACAGUAUAAAGAGAAACCUGGGACACCAGUUGUAAAAAACCUCUGAAUUAUAUAAUUACAUAAUGUUUGGAGAUGCAAACUGGAUUCUGAGACAAAGUUUGCCUAACAAGGAUCCUGUGGGUAUCUUCAUUAUAAAAUAUCCUUGAUGAGUUGUCAGGUAUACAUUAGCUAGAUGGUCUGGUAAAGUUUGUAAAAAACAACUUCAAAAUCCACAAAUGUCUAGAGAACCUUGCCCCCAAAUAUGAUAGCCUGUGCUCCUUUAUAUUUGCCCAGAAGUGGUUUUCAUGCUAUGCUCUGUGUUCUAUCCUCCUUGGUGAAAGUGAUCAUACUUCAUAUAUAUCAUGCUUGUAGUGACUGUGGUGCCCCAAGCCUGCAGGACGGAAGGCGCUAUUUAUUCAUUUUAUUGCAUGGUAAAUGUUUUUGUUAGAGUGAGUGACUAUAAUGUUCAUAUAAAAAUUUGAUUCACUAGAACUGUCGUCUUGCCAUGGAUGUAUGAAUUUUUUCUAAGAAUUGAUGAUUGCAAAGUGUACCUUGAAUUGUAAACUUUUGCAUUUAAUUCAUCAGUUUUUUGACUGAGAGAAUCUCUGGCAGAAAGGGGAGUAUUAUUGCAUUAAAUAUAUGAUUGAAUUAGUGUUGAUGACUUCUGAAUUAUUUGUCAGCAGUGCUGUCUUUCAUGUCAUGGUACAAAGGGAAGUCACAUGUUUGCAGCAUGGAAUCAUGGGAACUCCUGGCACUUCCUGUAGUGAAAAUUAACACCAUUUAUUGAAGUUUAUAUUAUAUUGGAAUCCCCAACAACAUAACUGUGGUCAAAGCAUCUCCUGGCCAGUUUUAUUUUUGUGAUAGCUACCCUCUCUACAUUUAGCAUAUCAUUUUACAGUGGUCAAAGCAGGCCUCUGCUGUAGUCUCUAAGUGUUACACAGUGUUUUUUAUAGUUCAGUGCCUGAUUUCUCUGUUCUAUUGCUGUGUGAAUAGGAUAAAGUUGGAGAAAAAGAUUGGCAUUGCACAAGGAAUGCUGCUCUUGAAUGUUUACUUAUGUUACUUAAUGAUUAAAAAUUUUUAUUGGCAGUUCAUAUCUUUAUGUCUGGUGCAUGUACUAUCCUGUCAGGGCAUGGAGCUGAUUAUAAUAUUUCAAUGAGCUGAUUAUAAUAUUACAAUGAGCUGAGAACAGUGGGGAGAGGUUGCUGUCUGGCAUUACCCUGAAAUAUUAGCAUAAUUAAAUGUCAAGCAGCAGCAAAUACCCUUGACCCUAAAAUUUACCCUAUAUUUUGUCUGUUUUAUAUUGCGAGAAGUUUUCUUCUUAUUUUUGAUUUAUGUGGUGCACAAUUUUGUUUGGUGAAAAAUUUGGUCUUUAAGGUGUGACAGUGAGAAAACCUUUGAAGGCCUUUGAAGUGCAAAUAGUGUUUUUGAAAUUAUAGAAUUGUAAUUGUAUUUUAUCUGUAGCAUUGUUUACUUAUAUAAACGGGUUGAACAGUUCAAUCAGUACCACAUGUAGAUAAAGAUCUGAUGGAGGUGUGAAGAAAAGAAGCAUGAUGGUGCUGAGGUUUCCCCUUUUAAGUAUAUAUGUUAUAUUAUUGCAAUCUCCACGAGUUUCCAAAAUUCAUUAAAAAAAUUUUGAACAGCCCUUUGAACUGGACAUUUCUUCAACUUUCAAAAUUUUCUUUCGUACAUGUAUUUAACAGUUUUCUCGUAAUCCAACAUUUUUGUGUCUAACUUUGUUCAGUUAGACUUCUUUCCAUAGUUAGUAUGGAGUGUUUUUUUAAAAAGGCCUAUUUGGUCUUUUUUAGUUCUGGUCGUAAUGUUUAAAUCCCAAUAAUAUUUUUAACAAGUCAUUCAAGUGCAAUGUUAAAGUAUACCAGUUUUACAUUUGUAUUUUAUUUAUUCUGACAGCCCAUAUCGCUUUGUGCUACUGCUAUUAUGUCCUAAAUGAGAGAUUUUAUGUGACAAGUUUCACAAUCAUUGAUACCGUGUUUUUACAAUACUCAUGCAUGUAGACUUUAGACAGAAUGUAGCUUGAAUUGUGAUUUACGGCAAGGAUUCUGAAGGUGUUCAUUCUACUUCUGUACCUAUUCACCUAAAGGCAUGUUAAUAUUGCAUAUAAUAGUAGUCUACUAGAUUUGAAAGGGGUGUUACCCUGUUGCCUUUAUGGUAUUAUUUUCACUAAGUAUGAUAAAUAAUAUUACUCCCAUUUUGUUGGAUUUGUAAAUAAAAUUUAACUCCAUUA
Messenger RNA from Lingula anatina, 6976 nucleotides. RefSeq names its product voltage-dependent L-type calcium channel subunit beta-1. Gene Ontology annotation, biological process: calcium ion transmembrane transport. The record is from RefSeq and is a predicted model, not a curated record. Gene Ontology annotation, molecular function: protein binding; voltage-gated calcium channel activity. Gene Ontology annotation, cellular component: voltage-gated calcium channel complex. Lineage: Eukaryota; Metazoa; Brachiopoda; Lingulata; Lingulida; Lingulidae.